This is a messenger RNA of Diachasmimorpha longicaudata, 420 nucleotides long. RefSeq lists its product as uncharacterized. NCBI's taxonomy places the organism in Eukaryota, Metazoa, Arthropoda, Insecta, Hymenoptera, Braconidae. The transcript has 2 exons. Bases 16 to 351 code for a protein of 111 amino acids. The record is from RefSeq and is a predicted model, not a curated record.
ACAGUUGGAAUAAAUAUGUUUGGAAAUAAGAGAAAAAACUUGCCACCGAGGCCCAGUUUGCCUCAAGCAGACCAGAUAACUGAAGAUCUGAGAAUUCCAACCACAGAUGAUGUUGUGUUUAGCUUCAAAGAUCGAGACGACAUGCAGCCCAAUUUACAUUUUCCUACGAAUGCCUAUGACGUUGAAAACAUAUAUGGAAAAGCUCGAACUUACCUGAAUGGCAAUAAACAGUUGAAACUCCUCGCUGAGUCCCUGGACAUCGAGAACAGUGAAUUACAAAUAAAUUACACAGCUAUUGUGACGUUAGCUCAAGACAUUCGAGAUCAGGCACAGGCCGUUUUGACAAAAUAAUAAUAAUCUGCUUCAGUGUUCAUGUAAUUACCUUAUUUACUUUAUUAUAAAAUCUUUAUACAUGAAUAA